Molecule: messenger RNA, 862 nt
Organism: Musa acuminata subsp. malaccensis (wild Malaysian banana)
Lineage: Eukaryota; Viridiplantae; Streptophyta; Magnoliopsida; Zingiberales; Musaceae
Product: extensin
Source: RefSeq, a predicted model, not a curated record
CACACCUGGUGCGUUAGGUGCUUCACUUUUUCAUCAGAUUCCUGCUAUUCAUCCAUUUAAAGAGCCAUUUCAUCAAGCUCUCUUCUACAGAGUUGAGGAAGCAAGCCACACUCAUACGGCGAGAGAAACAGAGAGAGAUGGGUUGCUACCCUGUCGGCAAGAUGGUGUGCAAGGUCCUCCGGAUGUGCAAAGGGUGGAAGAGGCAUGGAGUAGCCACAACAAUGGCGGACUCACCACCACCAACAUGCUCUUACGCUGGAACCGAGGCGAAGCAUUUGACGUUCUUCAGUGGUAGCCCUGUCGAAGCAGUGCCACCAGAACCCCCAUUCUCAAAGCACAACCCUGAGGCGGUGAUCUCCCCGUCACCUCAAGCAGAGAUGGUCCAGCCCAAGGAACAGAGCCGAGUCCGGCUCGCUCGUGAACCGGACCGACCCGAUGAGAGCCGCACACCACCGGAUCAUCUCGACGCUUCACCCUACCCGACCCACAAAAGUUCCGCCCGUGUCCGGUUUGGUCCUGGACCGAGCCCUCGACCGAACCAGCAUGAGCCGGUUCCCGCCAAUCCCGAGUCAGCUUACCGGUACGUAACGUCGCCGUUGCCGAGAUGGGAGGAGGGGGAGCGGCGGCGGGAGUACUUCGGCGGCGAGUACCAUUACUUUCCUACUCCUAUCCGUGAAGGCAUCUACCGCAUUGCCACCGACGAGAAUCGCCUCACCGCCAUAUUAAGCGAGGAGAACCCCAACGCUUGCAGCAUCGUUUGACUGCAAAGCAAAGUUGCGUAGCUUUGGCCACAAAUAUGCUCAUCCAAAGAUGCAAGGUGUUGAGUUCAAAUCUCGUUUUCUCUUCUUAUGGGCUGAGAGCA